AUGAGUGAAAGUAACAAACGUAUACCGAAAUCAAAGAGUCAAAGUCCUCUCACUAGAUCAAUUUCAGUGGAAUCAAUAGCACCAAAACUUUCAUCUUUUUUUGGUAAAAGAAAGAGACAUAUCCAUAAUGAUACAUCAGAUUCGAAUCAUGAGAGUGAAGAUGGUAGUGAUACUGACGCAUCGGUGUUAAUCGAACAGAAUUUGAAGAAAAGAAAAAUUUUGGAUGAAGAACAUGAAAAAUUCUUACAAAAUGAAAAGAAAUUAGAUGAAGAAUUACCCGAAGAUUUAAGAAAAUUUAGACCAACAGGUUACAAAUUCAAUUUACCACCAACUGAUAGGCCAAUUAGAAUAUAUGCUGACGGAGUGUUUGAUUUAUUUCAUUUGGGUCAUAUGAAACAAUUGGAACAAGCUAAAAAAGCCUUUCCAAACACCGAAUUGGUUUGUGGUAUCCCUUCAGAUAUUGAAACUCAUAAACGUAAGGGUUUAACCGUUUUAACUGACCAACAACGAUGUGAUACUUUAAUGCACUGUAAAUGGGUUGAUGAAGUUAUCCCUGGUGCACCUUGGUGUGUAACCCCAGAAUUUUUACUUGAGCAUAAAAUUGAUUAUGUUGCACAUGAUGACUUACCAUAUGCCUCCACCGAUAGCGAUGAUAUUUAUAAACCUAUCAAAGAAAUGGGAAUGUUCCUCACAACCCAAAGAACUGAAGGUAUUUCAACAUCUGAUAUCAUAACAAAAAUCAUAAGAGACUAUGACAAAUAUUUAAUGAGAAACUUUGCAAGAGGUGCUACUAGAAAAGACCUUAAUGUUAGUUGGUUGAAGAAAAAUGAAUUGGAUUUGAAAAAGCACAUUAGUGAUUUUAGAACUUACUGGGUUAAAAAUACUACGAAUUUUAAUAAUGUUUCAAAAGACUUAUAUUUUGAAGUAAGAGAAUUUUUGAGAGGGAAGAAAUCAGAUUUCCAUUUAUCGGACUUUUUGUCUAUCAGUGAUUCAGAUGAUCAUGAUACAAGACCAAUCCCAUCACCAAGAUUGAAGAAAUUGAAGAAUGAUGGAAAUUUAUCACCAAUGGCAGAAUUUGCUGCCAAAUAUAUUGGUAAUGCUAAUAAAGAAUUAAAUGGUAAAUCAAUUUUCGCUAAUGUCACUAACUGGAUCAAGAGGGAUGAUUUGAAUGAUGAUGAUUCAAGUACUCACGAAAGUGAUACAACCUUGAUUACCAACAAAUCACCAAGAAGAGCUGUUAAAAAUUUAAAAGAUCUGGAAUCUUUGAAAUCUAGAAAACUUAAAGUUCCUGUCAGCAGGAAAAAAUUAAAUUAA
Messenger RNA from Yamadazyma jaroonii, 1314 nucleotides. The record is from the annotation of a GenBank genome assembly. Lineage: Eukaryota; Fungi; Ascomycota; Pichiomycetes; Serinales; Debaryomycetaceae.